Molecule: messenger RNA, 2167 nt
Organism: Drosophila virilis
Lineage: Eukaryota; Metazoa; Arthropoda; Insecta; Diptera; Drosophilidae
Gene: RhoGEF4
Product: Rho guanine nucleotide exchange factor 4
Cellular component (GO): cytoplasm
Molecular function (GO): guanyl-nucleotide exchange factor activity
Source: RefSeq, a predicted model, not a curated record
GUUCUCAGUGAAUGGCAAUUUUCAAACACAGCCGCCAGCAGGUGUUGCAGUUGGCGUCGCGUUGCAUUAACUUUUCAUUGCGGAAAAUUUAAGUGAAAAUGUUUACGCCGAGACAAAAGAGCCACGCCCAAGGCGCUGCCAGCUCGCCGCAUACACCGCUCAGCUUCAGCCGUGAGCUACGUCAGGUUUUGCAGGAGCGAAAUCUUCUGACAGCCAAGUCGCGUAAGAAAGUAUGCUCUAUGCUGGACAGCAACUCGAGCAGCCCCAUCGGCUCGCCCAAUCCGGACGCAGGCAAACGCAUAGGCUUCCGUCUGCAGGCCGUGCAGGAGAUCAUCACGUCGGAGAAGUCCUAUUUGGAGCAGCUGGAGCUGCUGAUGACCUACUUUGUGCGUCCGCUCAAGGAGCAGGCCAUCAUUGAUGCCUCCAAUCAUACGGCGCUGUUUGGACAGAUCGAGAUGAUUCACAACUUGAAUGGCGAGUUCCUGCGCGAGCUGGAGGCCAACAUGGAGAAUGUGGCGCAUGCCUUCCUCAAGAUGGCCCCAUUUUUCAAGCUAUAUUCCGUGUAUGCGUUUGAUUAUCGCGGCGCUUUGUUCAUAUUGCAGGAUUUGAUUAGCAAGAAUCCGGUUUUUCGCAAAUUUCUGGAGGAGACCGAGAGCCGGCCGGAGGUGCAGCGCAAGCUAAACGCGCUCAUGAUUGUGCCCAUACAGCGUGUGCCACGCUACAAGCUGCUCUUGGAGCAGGUGCUGCUCUACACUAGCCCCGCGGAUGCGGACUACAAGCUGCUGAAGGAAUCGGUCAAGGAGAUUGAGGCGACGGCCUCGCACAUCAAUUCCUGCGUGGAGGAGCAGGAGAUAACACAGUAUUUGAUCCAUCUACAAAACUCGCUCGUCAAUCGCACGCCCAACAUUGUGAAGCCCUCGCGUCGGGUCAUCAAGGAGGGCAUGCUCUACAAGAUCACGCACAAGGGUCAGCAGAUCAAGCGCUAUUGUGUGCUCAUGUCGGACAUAUUCAUGUACUGCAAGGUGAUCAAGGAGCGCACGCCCAAUACCCAGGUGGAGAACUCUCUCGAAUGCUGCUGCAUUUUUCCGCUCAAGAAAUGCAAAGUCUAUGAGAUGUUGCCCGGCAACUUCAAGCUGACCUGCCAGAGCGAUGGCAUCAUCUUUGGCAGCGAUGAUCUGCAGGUGGCACGCACCUGGGUGGGCUUCAUACGCGAUGCCAUCGAUCUGCAUGUGCAGUGCCGCAAAACGUUGCGCAAGGACUCCAGCAAACGGACGCCCAUACGCAAGAAGGACAUGAAGAAAUUUGGCGCCGAUUAUGUACUGAGUCCCAACAAACGCAAAUGCGAUUACGAGACUGUGUUUCGCAACAAGAAUCGCAGCACCGAUUCCGAGGAGGAGGCGGAUUUGUCAGGCGCUUACCAAACCAUUUGCUUUCAGCGCAAGCGCAAGUUUCCCAGCGCUGCACCAAAUCCGUCCAAGGUGUCCACAGCAGGCUCGUCGGUGGCUGUCAAGCGUCCAGCGCCGCCGCCGCCCGCAGUGCAGCUGCGUCGUCCACUCAAUACAGAGGAGCAGCUGUCCUCCAGCAAAGAGAAUCGCAUUUCUAGGCUCUACAAAAUGAUUGCCACCGGCGGCGACAAGGCCGGCAAUGUGCGCGGCAUACUCAAGCGCAGCAAACCGAAUCCAGCCCAGCCGCAGGAUACGGAUCCUAGCUAUGGUUUCGCCAGUCGCUACUCCGAUUCCAAGUCCUAUUUUCGUGCGCAUAACGUGGACAAUACCAUACCCACGGCCGUUAAGCGCGAGGAUCUGUUCGAUGCGGAGCUGGGCGAGGGCAACUUUUGUGAUGUGCUCUACCCGCUGCGCUCGAGUGGCGGCUGGACAACGCCCGGCCAGAUGACGCUGAAAUCCAGCCAGGAGGAACAUUUGUAUGCAGCGCCACAAAAGAAGCGCGUUAAGUUUGACGAUACGCUAGAUGCGUACGAACAGAAGCCAUUUGUAUUCCCGAGCAGCUGCAGCAGCGGCAGCAAUGCGGGCGCCACAAAAGCUGCUCCCUCGCUACGCGAGCGUAUUUAUGACUUUUUUGCCAAUCUCUUCUAGAAUUAGUUUAUGCCACAUAUCAUAUCACAAUUUCAAUUCAUUUAUAUACACAAUAAAAGCAUUUACAAUACAAA